This is a messenger RNA of Leptidea sinapis, 1867 nucleotides long. Its product is annotated as arylsulfatase B-like. The transcript has 8 exons. Bases 259 to 1803 code for a protein of 514 amino acids. The record is from RefSeq and is a predicted model, not a curated record. Lineage: Eukaryota; Metazoa; Arthropoda; Insecta; Lepidoptera; Pieridae.
UUCGUGCGAGAGAAACUACGUUUACCAGUUUGUUCGGAGUGUUCACGCACUGUGUUCGUGACAAUAAUAAAACAUCGGCUAAUAUUUAGAAAUAUUUACGUGAAAAGUGAGAGUCGAUACCUACUAGUAAAUGUGAGUUCUAUCGAAACAAUAUGCGAUCAAGAUGGAUUAUAUUUAUUGCUGCUCUGAUAAAGAUGUCGCGUCAAGGCAGUUUUACUCGUCCCAAUGUUGUUUUUAUAAUUGCUGACGACUUGAGCAAUGUUUCAGGGAUGGGAUGAUGUUAGUUUUCACGGGUCAAAUCAAAUAUUGACUCCAAACAUCGACAUGCUGGCGUAUACCGGUGUACCUCUCGAGCGAUACUACAGUCAUUGCAUAUGCACGCCCUCUAGAUCUGCACUCCUUACGAGCAAAUUUGCUCACGUGUUAGGUAUGCAAGGCUAUCCCCUCACAAAUGCCGAAGAUCGCGCUAUACCACUGACAGAAAAACUGCUCCCGGAAUAUUUCAAGGAUCUGGGAUACGCCACUCACCUCGUGGGCAAAUGGCACGUAGGUCACUCCCGGUCCCGGUAUUUGCCUACAUUUCGUGGAUUCGACACACAUUUCGGUCACAGGGCUGGAUACAUCGAUUAUUAUGAAUAUUUACUUCUUGAAACGUGGAGUAAAGGUCAAGUUUCCGGCUUGGAUUUAUACAGAAACGUGACACCGGCCUGGGACGUGAGCGGCUAUGUGACGGAAUUGUAUACUAAUGAAGCUGUAAAUAUUAUCAGAAACCAUCACAUUUCAAGACCUCUUUUCUUAAUGUUGUCGCACAAUGCUCCUCACGCAGCUAAUGAAGGCGCGAUGUUGCAAGCUCCACCAGAACAAGUGCGUGCUCAACGCCAUGUUGAAUCUCCUCAAAGAAGGAUUUAUUCAGCUAUGGUUAAGAUGCUUGAUGACAGUGUUGGAGAAAUUAUAAAAGAAUUGCAAUUAAAACAUAUUCUAGAUAACACUAUUAUAGUCUUUGUGUCAGAUAAUGGUGGAAUAACAACUGGUGAAACUGCAAAUUUCGCAUCCAACUAUCCGUUGAGAGGACUAAAAUUUAGCCCAUUUGAUGGAGGUAUAAGAGUAAACGGAUUAAUUUGGAGUAAGAAUUUAACUGACUCCCGAUACACGUGGAAAGGUUUCAUUCAUGUUGUUGAUUGGUUGCCAACAUUACUGACUGCUGUUGGUGCUAGCGUACCAAAAGAUAUUGAUGGAAUCAACUUGUGGGAGAGCAUUACUUCAAAUAAUGAAUCAAAUCGAAAUGUCUCAUACGAAAUAAAUGAUUUUGACGGUUAUGCUGCAAUAAUUUUUAAUGACUAUAAAUUAAUAACAGGAAAAGUACCUGAUAGCUAUAGUACUCAUGAAGGAAAAGAAUUGAAAGGUAUAAUUGGGAAAGCUCCACCGUACAAAGAGGCUCUCAGAAAAAGUGCUACUUAUAAAAUAUUCCAAAGCAAAGGAAUACAAAUUAAUAUAAGCGAUGUACGAAAAAAUACAAUCAGGGUUGAUUGUAACACUAAUAAUUAUGAGGAAUUAUGCCAUCCAAAACAAGAUGUUUUAUGCCUGUUUAAUAUCAAAGAGGACCCUUGUGAAACCGAGAAUUUAUCAAGCAGAUAUCCAGAUAUCGUUGAAACAAUGCACGGGCUUUUAAUGGCUGAAAUUAAAAGAUCUGUAAAACGUAAAAAAACAAUAUUCAGAGAUCCAAAAGCACGGCCUUCUUUACAUAAUUAUACUUGGACUUCGUGGUUGGACAGUGUUGACAAGAAAACAGUUCAAUCAAAAUGAAACUUAAAUUGUUACUAUGUAUUGCGGUUUGGAAAAUUUAAUAAAAAAUGCGUACAUUUUUGUA